UGUGUGUGUGUGUGUGUGUGUGUGUUUGUGUGUGUGUGUGUGUGUGAAGAAAUUAAAGGCUCGAAAAUUCUGUCAAUCAAGUUGGAAAUGUUACACAGACUGACCGGAUAUUGACUUCAUCACAAUAAAAGCAUUCAACAUAAACUCUUGUACAACUUAAUGAAUGAAUGAAUUAUUGAAUGAAUGAAUGAAUUUUAAGUACAACUACGCAGAUUUGUACUUUUUCUGUAUUGUUUUGUGUAACUGACUAAACACUAUGUUGCUGCCUUGAACAUGUGUAUCUUUAACAGGGCCAUACGUUUUAAAUCUAAAGUCUAAACAUAUAAUCUUACUGACAGCUAAAGACAUUUUUGCGGAAAGUAUUACAUUAUUUACAAGCUCUUCUUAAAAGCAUAAUUUACUCUUAAUUAUGAGUGUAAUUACAUUUUAUUUAUACUUAACCUUUUAACUUUUUCUAUGUAAUAUUUUUCUAUGUGUUAAUUAUUUAAUCUCAUGUCAUUUCACUUCAUCUCAGUACUGACUUGAUUAGUGCAUCUGAUUAUCCAAUUUGUGAAUUUUGUGGUGCUCUGAUUCCAUAUAUUCCUUCUUUAAUAAUUCUUUAUAAAGCCUUUCAUCCCUUAUAUUAUCCUGUUUGUUUUGAUUCAUUGAUAUUCCGUUUGAUGUAUGUGAAUGACAAAAGGUGAAACAAUUUAUUAAUAUUAAUAAUCGACCAAAAUCUACUGCAGGUAAUACACUGAUUAUGGAUUACCUCAUACAACCCCACUUCAAAAAAUCCGAAAUAUCCCUUUAAAGGUGUCCAUGUGGUUGUAAUUUGAAGGUUUAACCGGAUGUUGUGUGUUUACUGUGUCUGUGUUGACACCAGGGGAGAUUUCUGUGUGUUUUUUUUUUUUUUUUUUUUUUUUUUUUUUGCUGCACUGAUACGGCGGACAGGCUGCCGUCAUUCCCCUCAGACAAGGCAGACCUGCUCAUUUUUACACUGACACAUAACAAGUACAAUGUCGGAUUUUGAGGAAUUUGAGAAGCAGCUCAGCGAAAAUCGACAAGAGAGAGAAAGAGAAAGACACAAAAAGAGGAGUCGCAGCGGAUCUGCGGGCGGCCGAGCCGACAAGCAUCGCAGCUGGAGCAAAGACCGAGGGAGCCGCAGCCGUGAGAAGCGAAGCCGCAGCAGAGACAGGAAGAGCCGGGACCGCAGGAGCUCCUCCCGGGACCACAAGAAGCACAGCCAUUCUCCGAGGCGAACGAGGAAGAAAAGGACCUGCAAAUACUGGGAUGUGCCUCCUCCUGGCUUUGAACACAUCACACCAAUGCAAUACAAAGCUAUGCAAGCGGCUGGGCAGAUACCAACAAUAGCUCUGCUGGCGACGUCCACCACCACUGGAGUAGCUGCAGCACCGACACAAGUGCCUGUAGUUGGCAGUCAGAUGACGAGACAAGCCAGACGCCUCUAUGUUGGAAAUAUUCCCUUUGGAGUAACUGAGGAGUCCAUGGCAGAGUUCUUCAAUGCCCAGAUGCGGCUUGCAGGCCUCUCACAAGCCCCGAGCAACCCUGUACUCGCUGUGCAGAUCAAUCAGGAUAAAAACUUUGCUUUCCUAGAGUUCCGAUCCGUCGACGAGACGACGCAGGCCAUGGCCUUCGACGGAAUCAUUUUCCAGGGUCAGUCUCUGAAGAUUAGAAGACCUCACGACUAUCGGCCGUUACCCGGUAUCUCAGAGCAGCCUGCUUUCCACGUCCCAGGCGUCGUCUCCACAGUCGUUCCCGAUUCCCCUCAUAAACUGUUCAUAGGAGGUCUGCCUAACUACCUGAACGAUGACCAGGUUAAGGAGCUAUUGACUUCAUUUGGGCCGCUCAAAGCUUUCAACCUUGUGAAGGACAGUGCCACGUCACUGUCAAAAGGUUACGCCUUUUGUGAAUACGUAGACAUCAGCGCCACUGAUCAGGCGGUAGCGGGGCUCAAUGGCAUGCAGCUGGGCGACAAGAAGCUGAUCGUCCAGAGGGCCAGUGUGGGAGCUAAAAACACCAACCCUACCUCCAUCAUAGAGACCCCGGUAAUGCUGCAGGUCCCCGGGCUCCAGAGGCUGCAGAACUCGGGCAUGCCCACGGAGGUGCUGUGCCUUCUCAACAUGGUGAUGCCCGAGGAGCUGGUGGACGACGAGGACUACGAGGAGAUCCUGGAAGACAUCAGAGAGGAGUGCUGCAAGUACGGCAGCGUCCGCUCCAUCGAGAUCCCCCGGCCCGUCGACGGAGUGGAGGUCCCUGGCUGUGGAAAGAUCUUCGUGGAGUACGUUUCCGCUGCAGACUGUCAGAAAGCCAUGCAAGCCCUCACCGGCCGCAAGUUCGCCAACAGAGUGGUGGUCACCAAAUACUACGAUCCGGACAUGUAUCACAGACACGAGUUUUGAAAGCACAGACGAGUCUGACGGGGACGUUGUUUCCUUCUUCCUUUCUGUUUGUAAGCUUGAGUUGAGUCAGUUUUCUUUACUUCUCUGAAUGUUGUGAACGUGUCUUUAGAGACUAGACCUGGAAAAAGACUUUGUUUUAUUACACACACCACAUCUACUUAACAAACUGGACUGCAGUGUGUGUUUUCUUUUUUUUUGUUUUCUUCAGUACUGAAUAUCUAACUCCAAGCUUUAGCUUAAUACUCGCACAGUGAACUGAUCUCAUUCUGAAUAAAAAAAAAUAUAUAUUGUAGUAUACAUUACAUUUGCAGUAGAUUGAAUAUGACAUGUAUCUUACCUAAACCUAAACUAAUACUGCCUGACAACGCCAGGGUAGCUGUCUAUCGAGUAUGCACUAUAUCAGAAGAAAAAAAAAACAAGUCAAAUGUUUAGAUUUCCCUCCUGAGCACAAAAAACAUUUAGAUCUAGAUUUGAGAAACUGUCAUGAUGUUUAUCGUGUGGCUAUGACGAAAGAAAAUAUUGUUUUUAUUUAUUUAUUUUUCCAAAGUAAUAUUUUUCUCUCUUUAUGCGUCACAUAUUAAUCUUCCUUAACCGUAUACGAUGCUGUCACCUGUACUGCUUACAUCGACCAAACGUCAACUUGUUUUGUCAAAAGUGAAACAUUUUCUUAUAACGGCCUCAAAGGUCCUUCAUGACGACUGUCAUUUUGUAAAUAAAUGAAAAAAUAUUAAUGUCUAAAGGCAGCCAUGCACACUUGAAGAUAUGUAAUUUCAAAAAUUAUAUAAUAAUAAUAAUAAUUGUCUUGGUUGAAAAUCUUUUAUCAGACACUAGUAAUCGUGUCAAUCUAAUAAACAAUAUUCUGCACUUUGUUGUAAAAAUCAGUUUAACGAACUCAAAUCUGUCUUCACGGUCGGAUUUUAAAAGAUAAAGCAGAUACGCACAUGUUAAGAAAAGCACCUUUUACGUUUUGUAGAUAGCAUACUGAAUGAAUUUUAUAAGCUUUAUUCUUGAAUGUGCUGUUUUUUGCAUCUGUUGAAGAAAAUAUGUUAAAAUUAAAGCAUUUAUUUAUUAUGAAAUAGCUUUUAAACUGCUUGAAGAGUGCAGGCACAAAUACAGUAUCCAAAAGAAAUAACAUCAGAAAUUAGGAUGCGUGAAAAAAAAUCUGCAUUUGGACUUUAUCUGGUUUGCACAUAGAACAAACGAGUGAACAAAUUGUAUUUUAGAGUAAGAAAGUGGAACAUAUCAAAUGAUAAUUAACAACUACUGUAUUUUCUACGUUUUUUGGAUUGCCAAACAUUUUUAGUUUGAACAAUCCCUGCCACUGCCAUCGCCUUCAAUAAAUGCUUGCAUCCACUGUCA
Molecule: messenger RNA, 3758 nt
Organism: Thunnus maccoyii (southern bluefin tuna)
Lineage: Eukaryota; Metazoa; Chordata; Actinopteri; Scombriformes; Scombridae
Product: splicing factor U2AF 65 kDa subunit-like
Exons: 11
Coding region: 996-2399 (467 amino acids)
Biological process (GO): mRNA processing
Cellular component (GO): U2-type prespliceosome; commitment complex; nucleus
Molecular function (GO): pre-mRNA 3'-splice site binding; poly-pyrimidine tract binding
Source: RefSeq, a predicted model, not a curated record